AUGUGCACUGAGAAAGAGUUCAUCGUUCUGUCUAUCAUCGAACAUGAGAAACAUACGGUCAUUCAAGUAUUGGCAAAUGCUUCCUUCACAACAAAAAGAGAGAUGCAAGGACAUCAGGUUAUUUUGUUUGCUUUGCUUGUUAUAAUUACUUCUGCAACUGAAAUCACUUUUUUCGGUGCGUACGAAAAUUUUCCUAUCAUUGGAAAUCAAUCCACUAUUGAUGCCGAUCAAAUUGUGUUAUUUAUAAAUGUAACAAAAUGUCCAACAACAGUAUGUUCGUGUGAAGUAAGAAGCAACGCGUCAAACAACGCAUUAGCUGUGAACUUCUCGACUACAAAUUCUGAUCGAGGAAGUGUGAAAGUUGAACAACUUCGAGCUGAUACAGUAUAUUCAUUUGAAUUAAUUUGUAUCGGCGCUGAUAAAUCGGCAAUGCUUGUGCUUAAAACAGAUUUUGGUCGACCAUCGGCUCCGGAACAGAUUUCAUGCAAUUUAGCUGGGAAUCAUGCCCGUCUGGCAUGGCAACGUCCGUCAACACCUGCCGGACCUAUUCAUAACUACCGACUAACUCUCAAUCGGACAACGAUUACCGAGAGCAUACCCGGUGAUGCUACGACUUACACUAUGGCAAACGAUUACGUUUGGGGAACAGAAUAUAAUUUGGUACUAACCGCUUGUAAUACCAAUCGUAAAAAUGAAUCAAUAUGUUCCGAUCCCAGUCUGAGCUCUUUAACUUUCUAUAUGGAAGCAACUACAACAACAUCCAAACCAAAACCAAGUCCAGCAAAUCGUCUUUCUUGUUUCAUAACAUAUCCAAUAAUACUACUUUUCAUUUCAUUAAAUGUACUUUUGUAA
Molecule: messenger RNA, 852 nt
Organism: Adineta ricciae
Lineage: Eukaryota; Metazoa; Rotifera; Eurotatoria; Adinetida; Adinetidae
Source: the annotation of a GenBank genome assembly